Rattus rattus (black rat) is the source of this 1866-nucleotide messenger RNA. RefSeq names its product PHD finger protein 10 (gene Phf10). Bases 97 to 1773 code for a protein of 558 amino acids. Gene Ontology annotation, cellular component: npBAF complex. NCBI's taxonomy places the organism in Eukaryota, Metazoa, Chordata, Mammalia, Rodentia, Muridae. The record is from RefSeq and is a predicted model, not a curated record. The transcript is spliced from 12 exons.
AAGGCGGCGGGCCCCGGCCCCACCCGUAGAGCCCACCAGCUGCAGCCGGCUGACGUGAGCGGCGUGCGGGUCCCGGCCGGCGGCGCGCUGGCAGCCAUGGCGGUGGCGCUGGCGGGCCGCAGGGCGCGCGGCGGCGGGGCCGGCCCCCGGGCGGGCGGGCGGAGGGGCAGGGGCCAGGGCGCCAGGCGGCCCGCGCGACAGCAGCGGCAGCAGCAACGGCAGGCAGCUGGGACUAGGCGACGGCGGCGACGACGACGGAGGCGCGGGGCGCUGGGGCUGAUGGCAGCGGCCGGGCCCGGGGCGGCGCUGUCCCCGCGGCGGUGCGACAGCGACCCGGCCUCCCCCGGAGCGCAGUCCCCGAAGGAUGAUAAUGAAGAUAACUCAAAUGAUGGGGCCCAUCCAUCUAAAAGAAGACGAAUGGGUUCAGGGGAUAGUUCAAGAAGUUGCGAGACUUCAAGUCAAGAUCUUAGCUUCAGUUACUACCCAGCAGAAAACUUAAUAGAAUACAAAUGGCCACCUGAUGAAACAGGAGAAUACUAUAUGCUUCAGGAGCAAGUCAGUGAAUAUCUGGGUGUGACCUCCUUCAAGCGGAAAUAUCCAGAUUUAGAGCGACGAGAUUUAUCUCACAAAGAGAAACUGUACCUGAGAGAAUUAAAUGUCAUCACGGAAACACAGUGCACACUAGGUUUAACAGCAUUGCGCAGUGAUGAAGUGAUUGACUUAAUGAUAAAAGAAUAUCCAGCUAAACACGCUGAAUAUUCUGUUAUUCUACAAGAAAAGGAACGUCAGAGAAUUACAGAUCAUUAUAAAGAGUAUUCUCAAAUGCAACAACAGAGUACUCAGAAAGUCGAAGCCAGCAAAGUGCCUGAGUACAUUAAGAAAGCCGCCAAGAAGGCAGCAGAGUUUAACAGCAACUUAAACCGGGAACGCAUGGAAGAAAGAAGAGCGUACUUUGACUUACAGACACAUGUCAUCCAAGUGCCUCAAGGGAAGUACAAAGUGUUGCCAACAGACCGAACGAAGGUCAGUUCCUAUCCAGUGGCUCUCAUCCCCGGGCAGUUCCAGGAGUAUUAUAAGAGGUACUCACCAGAUGAGCUUCGGUACUUGCCAUUAAACACAGCCCUGUAUGAGCCGCCCCUGGACCCAGAGCUCCCGGCACUAGAUAGUGAUGGAGACUCAGAUGACGGUGAAGACGGUGGAGGGGAUGAGAAGCGGAAGAAUAAAGGCACUUCGGACAGCUCCUCAGGCAAUGUGUCUGAAGGAGACAGCCCCCCUGACAGCCAGGAGGACACCUUCCAGGGAAGACAGAAAUCAAAAGACAAAAUGGCCACGCCAAGAAAAGACGGCUCCAAACGUUCUGUACUGUCCAAAUCAGUUCCUGGGUACAAGCCAAAGGUCAUUCCAAAUGCUCUAUGUGGAAUUUGUCUGAAGGGUAAGGAGUCCAACAAGAAAGGAAAGGCUGAAUCACUUAUACACUGCUCCCAGUGUGAUAACAGUGGCCACCCUUCUUGCUUGGAUAUGACUAUGGAGCUUGUUUCUAUGAUUAAGACCUACCCAUGGCAGUGUAUGGAAUGUAAGACAUGCAUUAUAUGUGGACAGCCCCACCAUGAAGAAGAAAUGAUGUUCUGUGAUGUGUGUGACAGAGGUUAUCAUACUUUUUGUGUGGGCCUUGGUGCUAUUCCAUCAGGUCGCUGGAUUUGUGACUGUUGUCAGCGAGCUCCCCCAACACCCAGGAAAGUGGGCAGAAGGGGGAAAAACAGCAAAGAGGGGUAAAUAGGCUUUGACCCUCGUGUUUGGGAUAUUUGGUGCCAAUUUAUUUACAACACUUUCAUUUUUAUGCCAAUAAAGAACUUUUUUUGAAAUUAA